CCGUAACCGUUACCAUCAUGCUUGGGCUCGUCAUGAAGACGGAUACUCUCCUCAGACCUCUUAAACAAACACUGCCGUUGAAUCUAGAAAGUCCCAAUUUACUCUGCUCAAACAUCUCAAAAUUCGUGCCAUCGUUGCUCUCGCCGCUGAAACUCACAAAACUCAGCCAUGUGUUGAGACCCCUUAUCUUCAUCCUCUUUCGCCUAUGCUGCUUCAUCAUGCUGUUCCGGCCAGUACUCAAUCAUAUCAUAUUGCACAAGCUCGGCCAAGUAUUUAAAUGGGCGCUGUUCUUCAAUUCGCCCCAAUAUCUCAUGGCCCUGUUCAAAAUCCUCAUGCUGGCGCUCGUGACCGCUGUCAUGUACAAUCCCGGUGCUACAGUAAAAUCUAUCGCUUUUAUAUACGCUGCUUCAAUUGUUAUUACGCGACUGACUCUGCGUCUUUUUUUUCGUGCAGGUUUGUUGACGUUCAAAUUCAUCGUCCUGCUUGCACGAAUCGCUUGCCACAUUUGUCUACGGAGAUUGGAAUAUAUAUGGCACAAGUGGAAUCAUAUUAGACGUCCCUGGAUGACUGGUGUAUCCUUAGUAGAACGUACCUCGUGUGUGGAUGUAUAAAGUGUACGCAAACGAUUUAUUCGCUUUCCACGUUUUAGAUAGUUCGAGGAUUCGCUGCCUAUGGGGGGAUAUAAUAAAGCUGCCAGCCGGUCAAGGUUGGACACACGAUCAUCCGACGUUUGCAUGGUAAAAUCUAUGAUGUCAUCCUGCCCGAUAUCCAAGGGUGAUAUGCGAUGAUCACAUAUAGAUAAGCAGUCAAUUCAUCACGCAGCACAAGGUCGCCGAAAGAGUGAGAUGAGUUCACAACCGACACUAUAUCCACGGCACCUCGCAUCCAAAUUCUUGGAUCGAGAUAUGAAUCGAUU
Suillus plorans is the source of this 916-nucleotide messenger RNA. RefSeq lists its product as uncharacterized. The transcript is spliced from 2 exons. The coding region runs from base 18 to 611 and encodes 197 amino acids. Lineage: Eukaryota; Fungi; Basidiomycota; Agaricomycetes; Boletales; Suillaceae. The record is from RefSeq and is a predicted model, not a curated record.